Molecule: messenger RNA, 1923 nt
Organism: Macroventuria anomochaeta
Lineage: Eukaryota; Fungi; Ascomycota; Dothideomycetes; Pleosporales; Didymellaceae
Product: glycoside hydrolase family 43 protein
Exons: 3
Coding region: 1-1722 (573 amino acids)
Biological process (GO): carbohydrate metabolic process
Molecular function (GO): hydrolase activity, hydrolyzing O-glycosyl compounds
Source: RefSeq, a predicted model, not a curated record
AUGUUGGUUCUUUGUAACAUAAUCUGGGCAUGUAUCACGCUGAUUCCUUUGGUAUCUUGCAGUAACAGGGACAAAACAUACACCAAUCCCAUUCUUCCGGGAUGGAACUCAGAUCCAAGCUGUACAUUCGUCAAGGAGUGGGACGAUACUUUCUUCUGCACUACAUCCUCCUUCUUAGCAUUUCCUGGGGUACCUAUCUACGCCAGUAAAGAUCUUACUAACUGGAGGCUAGCCAGUCAUGCCCUCACUCGUCCAAGCCAACUGCCUGAACUUUGUAAUCCAGGUCAACAGAUGGAAGGCAUGUGGGCAUCUACGAUUCGCUACCGCGACGGGACGUUCUAUCUCAUUACAUCCUACAUCCAAUGGAAUGACUGGGCUCCAAAGAUCUUACUCUUCACAACAAAGCAUCCCUUCGAAGACAAUUGGAGCGAUCCUGUUGUGAUUGAGAAUCCUGCCAACGAUAUCGAUCCAGACAUCUUCUGGGAUGACGAUGGAAAGAUCUACAUGGCUGUUGCUGCGGGCAUUUGGAUUAGCGAGAUCAACAUUGAGACGGGUGCAGCUACAGAGCCCUUCAAAGUCUGGAAUGGUACAGGAGAUCGCAAUCCGGAGGGCCCUCACUUUUACAAGAAAGAUGGCUACUACUACCUCUUGAUCGGAGAGGGCGGCACUGAGCUGAACCACACUGCGACGCUUGCACGAUCGAAGGAUAUUCGAGGGCCGUACGAAGGGUACCCUGGAAAUCCGUUCUUGACGAACAAGAACACAGAUGAGUACUUCCAGACAGUUGGUCACGCAGACCUCUUCCAAGACGCUUCGGGCAACUGGUGGGCCGUUGCACUUGCCACUCGAUCUGGACCUGCCUGGGAGGUAUAUCCAAUGGGUCGAGAAACCGUGCUGGUGCCGAUGAAGUGGGAGAAGGGCGAAUGGCCGGUCAUCGAUCAGGUUCGCGGCAAGCAGUCCGGACCUCUGCCACCAACGAACAAGCGUGUCAAGGGCAAUGGUCCGUUUGCUGACGAGGGCGAUGAGCUGAAUUUUGCCCCCGGAUCAUCGUUCCCCAAACAGUUGCUAUUCUGGAGGCCACCAAGAACAUCUCUGUUCGCCAUCUCGCCACCAGGGCAUCCCAAUACCCUACGCAUCUCGCCCUCAAGAGUCAAUUUGACUGCUGACACUGUCUACAACCCGGCUGGAGACGGUAUCGCAUUCAUCGCUCGCAAACAAACCGCCACUACAUUCGACUACAGUGUGGAACUGUCGUUUCAACCCACGCAAGCAGAUGAGGAGGCAGGAGUCACCGUUUUCCUGACCCAAAUGCAACACAUCGAUCUCAGCGUCAUAAAUCUCGCCACCAACGGCAGCCUUGCACCUCACCUUCGGUGGCGUGUGGAAGCAGUCGGCAACCCCAACUAUACCGCACCAGAAGCCAAUACGGUGCCCUUGCCAAAGUCAUGGCGCGCUCAGCCUGUUCGUCUGAGUAUCGAAGCCACGGAAGACUCACAGUAUAGCUUCUCGGCAGCGCCCGUGUCGAGGCCCAAGGAAGCGAUCAGUAUGGGAACUGCGAGUGCUGAGAUUGUGUCAGGCGGUAGCGGCCCUUUCACUGGCACAAUUGUUGGCGCUUUUGCUACUAGCAAUAACGGAACUGGUACUACUCCGGCGUACUUCAGUAGAUGGCGAUAUACUCCGAAGAAGCAGGCGGUAACGGCUGGCGUGUUUAUUCCAGCUUGAAAGUCUAGGUCUUCAGACAAGAAGAGGUUUGUUUUGAAAAAGCACCAAUUGGAAAGAGACACAACUUUAACAAAGCUGCAAUACUACAACAUAAGACUGGGGCUUGCCAGAGUACUCUGUAUUGGAUACCUGUUUGCUUUUAGUCAAUUAUUAACAGGGCGACUAGAGUUAAAAUGCUAUGGGUUGUUGCCCUACGCUAGU